Anopheles maculipalpis is the source of this 442-nucleotide messenger RNA. RefSeq names its product protein cornichon (gene cni). The coding region runs from base 8 to 442 and encodes 144 amino acids. Gene Ontology annotation, cellular component: COPII-coated ER to Golgi transport vesicle; endoplasmic reticulum membrane. NCBI's taxonomy places the organism in Eukaryota, Metazoa, Arthropoda, Insecta, Diptera, Culicidae. Gene Ontology annotation, biological process: endoplasmic reticulum to Golgi vesicle-mediated transport. The record is from RefSeq and is a predicted model, not a curated record. The transcript is spliced from 4 exons.
CAGAGAUAUGGCUUUUAGCUUUCCCGCAUUCAGCUACAUCGUGGCGUUAAUUAUCGAUGCAUUUCUAAUAUUCUUUUCCAUCUUCCACGUGAUUGCGUUUGACGAGCUGAAAACAGAUUACAAAAAUCCGAUCGACCAAUGCAACUCGCUCAAUCCGCUCGUCCUGCCGGAAUAUGGGCUGCACAUACUGUUCAACUUGCUGUUCUUAUUUUCGGGCGAAUGGCUAUCGCUCGCCCUUAAUAUUCCGCUCAUCGCGUACCACAUUUGGAGGUACGCGAAUCGACCGGUUAUGUCGCAGCCGGGAUUGUACGAUCCAACGAGCAUUAUGAAUACCGAUGUUUUGCGGGCAUGUUUGCGAGAGGGCUGGAUUAAGCUUGCGGUGUACCUGCUAUCGUUCUUCUACUAUCUUUACGGCAUGAUAAUGGCUUUAAUCGCUUCGUAA